AUGUCCAAGUCAGGGUGUCCUGGAGCUGGGCUCUACGUCGUCGAGGGUGAGGUCUCUCUGUUAAUGACCGCGAUGCGACGUGGUGUAAGAUGGUCAUCGCAUUCACAUCAGGACGAAGACCAGGAUGUCCUGAUGAAAGGUUUGACAACCUUAAAAGAAGCCUUGAGCGACUCAAAAAGUCUGUCUCAACUAGAACCAGGGGUGUUCUUGGCGCCAUUUUUAGAAAUAAUCCGUUCUGAGGAAACAACAGGUCCAGUAACAAGUCUCGCGUUAGCCGCUGUGAAUAAAAUAAUAUCCUACGGAUUGAUAGAUAACGACCACCCGGCAAUAAGUUCGUGCGUGGAAGCAGUUUCCGACGCAGUAACGCAUGCGCGUUUUGUCGGAACAGACGCUUCAUCAGAUGGCGUAGUUUUAAUGCGAAUCCUCCAGGUGCUACGAGCGCUAGUACUGGCCCCUAUCGGGGACCACCUUUCUGACGAGAGUAUCUGCGAAAUAAUGUUGAGUUGCUUCAGAAUUUGCUUUGAAACCCGGCUCAGCGAGCUCUUGCGGCGUACUGCCGAACACUGUCUCCGCGACAUGGUCCACCAUCUUUUCGUUCGACUACCUCAAUUCGCAGAUGACACCCGCGUUCUUCCGAAUAUGAAAAAAAUGCGAGCUAACGGCAUUGAAAACACUAGACCCAAGCGGAAAAUCAGUAAGAAUCUUAAGCAGAAAAUAAAGCCCGCGAUUGAUGAUUUGGACGAUACUGAUACUAAGGAUUUGCUCAGUCCCGUGGAACGUAUUCGCGGAAACCAUUUGGCAACGACGCCUAUCACUCCUGCGGGUAAUAUUGUAGAUAUGCAAGGGUCGCUGGAUCAAGGAACGCCGGAUAAAAUUGAGGAGGAGAAGGAUAAGGUUAAGGAUAGUAGUUCUGAAGGUAACCCAAUUGCUAAAGACCUAGAAGGUAAUCCAAUUAUUAAAAACCAAGAAGGUAACCCAGUUGUUAAUGAUCAAGAAGGUAACCCAAUUGUUAAUGAUCAAGAAAGUAACCCAAUUGCUAAUGAUCAAGGAGAUAAGAUAGUUGAAGAGGAUCAAGAAGGUAAAACAGUUAAUGAUAAUGAUAAGCCUAUUCAAGAAAAUGGCGAUAAAUGUGAAGAAGAUAGUAGUGUAAAGUCUAAUGAAGAUACCAAAAACGACGAAAAAUCUAAAGAACCAAUCCCCGAAAGUCCGGAAUUAGCUCAAUCCCCGCUAGGUAGCGUUGAAGACUUGUCUGUCGAUGAAAAGCUGCCCAAAAUAGUCGUAGAUGAAGUCCAGGAAUACGUGAACCAACAAGGAGUACGUUUUACCCCUUUGCAAAAAUUGACUCCUUAUGGCGCAUUAUGUAUUCGCGAAUUGUUCCGAUUUCUAGUUACGCUUUGCAACCCAUCCGACAAACAGAACACGGAAACUAUGACCCAUGUGGGUCUUAGUCUUUUGCAAGUAGCGCUGGAGAUUUCAGCGGAUGCAUUAGCAAACUUCCCAUCGCUGUUAACAGUAAUUAAAGACGAGCUAUCGAGGAAUCUAAUCGUCCUUUUGAGCACUGAGAGACUAUCAAUUUUAGCGGCUGAUUUGCAAGUUGCGUUUUUGGUAUUUGAAUCCCAGAGGGAGCAUUUAAAGUUCCAGCUGGAACACUACCUGCUGAAAUUAAUGGAGAUUAUUGACUCCGAAAGCAGUAGGAUCAGUUACGAACAGCGAGAGUUAGCAUUAGAGGCCAUAACUAGGUUAUGGAGGAUUCCUGGGUUGCCUGCGGAAAUGUAUAUUAACUACGAUUGCGGGCUCUAUUCUUCAAAUUUGUACGAAGAACUAAUGAAGUUACUGUCGAAGAAUGCGUCGGCUUUAAUGGGGAGUAUGCACAGUAUUCAAUUCGUUGCAUUAGACGCUAUAAUUAUGCUAAUAGCUGGGAUAGAAGCGCGGUGUAAAGGUUACAAAGAUCUCUACAAGCCAGCCAGGCACGACCCUAGUCCUGUUUUACCGACAGUCGAAGAUCUAAAGCUCGCCAAGACUAACAAGCGUUGGCUAGCUCACGGUACCGAGAAAUUCAACGAACAUCCGCGAACUGGAAUCGCGAAGCUUGCCGAACACGGUCUUCUAGGCCCGGGGGAGCCCGAUCCAGAGCGAAUUGCAAAACUGCUGAGAGAGAAUCCGAUGUUGGACAAAUUAGCAAUUGCGGAGUACAUUAGCCGGAAGGAAAACACGAAUAUCUUAAAUUCAUUUGUCAAGAGCUUGGAUUUAAGGAACAUGCGCGUUGACCAGGCGUUGAGGUUCUACUUGGAGUCCUUUAGACUCCCGGGAGAGGCGCCACUGAUCAGUCACUUGCUAGAAAAGUUUGCAGAACACUGGCAUGAUAGCAAUGGACGGCCAUUUGCUUCAGCAGACGCUGCUUUUACAUUAGCUUACGCAGUGAUUAUGUUAAACGUCGAUCAGCACAAUCGCGUCGCUACUAAGCAGAACAAUCCGAUGACAGUCGAACAGUUUAAAAAGAAUGUAAAGAACUGCAACGGCGGGAACGCCGAUUUUGAUCAAGAUAUGCUGGAGGAGAUCUACAAUUCUAUAAAAAGCGACGAGAUUGUUAUGCCGGCGGAACAAACUGGGCUGGUGAAGGAAAACUACCUUUGGAAGGUUCUCCUAAGAAGAGGCGAGAGUCCCGAAAGCGUUUACAUCAAAGUAGGCAACGAAGGAAGCUUCGUGGAUAAGGAACUGGCUGAGAGAGCUUGGGCGCCGAUAAUAAGCGCCCUCUGUCGCGCUUACGACAAAGCUCCAGACAGAACAUUGCAGCGACGCGUUGCUCAAACUUUCUUAUGGUGCGCUGGAAUUAGCGCCCACUACAACAUGACCAGUGAUCUAGACACCUUAAUAGUCUCUUUGUGCAAGUUCACUGGAUUAGCGACAGGUGGCGAGUCUGACCAAGUGAUCCUCCACUUCGGAGGAAGCGGACGUUGCCAAUUAGCUGCAAGAACACUGUUUAAAAUAACGCACCUGCAUGGCGACGGAUUGAGAGCUUCUUGGAAGAACAUCAUCGACUGUAUGCAGACUCUUUACAAGGCCAGGUUGUUGCCAAAGAACAUGACCGACGGAGAAGACUUCUUGGAUCCUUCAGGGAAAGUUUCACUGCUAAGAGAACCAACGACUCCCAAAGCGCCCCCAGCUGGCCAAGGAAUUCUAUCAAGCUUGUACUCCUACAUCGCAUUGGACAGCCGCGUUGCGCAUCCUGCGGAAGCUACGGCAAAGAAACGCGCGGCUGAUUGCAUCGCCAACUGCUACCUCAAGCAGAUUCUAGAAGAGUCCAAGUUCUUGCAAGAAAGUUCUUUAAGGCCUUUAGUGGGUGCUUUAGUUUCCGUGAAUUCCCAUGAUGAAGACAUCGCAGUUUUUCUGUUGGAACUUCUUCUAGAAGUGACCAUCCAGAACCGCGACCGGGUUAUGUGCAUCUGGCCGAUAGUCCUCGCACAUAUGGACGGCUUGCUGACCACAGCAGCUCGUGAGAACCACCCUUACCUCCUGGAACGGGUCGCCGUAGGAAUGCUAAGACUGGCAAUUCGUCUUCUUCGAGGUGAAGAGUUUGCUGUUACAGUUCUACCUCCCCUGAUGCCACUGACCCACUUACCCUCGGCAACAACAGCUCCCCUAGCCCGGCAAAUCGCUUACGGACUCUUUGAACUGCUAAAAACUGGCGCUGCUAACAUCCACAGCAGCGAGGAUUGGAAGGUUGUCUUCAGUUUGCUGGAAUGUUCUGGCGCUGGUGCGCUAUCUCCCAAACCCACUUCAGAAGAUACCACCCAAAGGUCCGUCCUGGACCAAAGGCCCAUAAGUCCCGUACCUGAGUGGGUUCUAGUGUCUCCAACUGGAACGGAAGCUCCCCUACCCGUUGCCGCGGAUUCAAUUGUCCUAGACCGGGAUUUCCUGACCCACGACCCGGUUUCUUUGAUAAAGUCCUGCGAGAGCUUGACAUUCCUAGUCCGGGACGUCGCUCACGUUACCCCGUUCAACUUUGAGCUGUGCAUCCAGUGCAUCCGCACCUUUGUCGAAGCUGUCCUCCAGGUUCCUACUAAACGUGUUAAACUGAACCCCCUAGCUCUUGAAAAUGAAACCUACCACGCGGCUCCUAUCCAGCUGCUGGAACUGAUGCACACCUUGCACGCCAGAACCGCUCAGGUGUUCCGCUGGUGGGCGGAAGAAAGUGGAACUACGGAAGUAGUGAGCUUGUGGCCUACCGCCUGGCGCCCUCUUUUGCAAGGGAUAGCUAGACUUUGCUGCGAUUCUAGAAGAGGAGUUCGCGCUGCGGCGAUCACUUACCUCCAGAGCACUCUGUUGGCGGCGGACCUGAACCAGCUGACGGCAAUUGAGUGGUCCCAGUGCUUGGAACAGGUUCUGUUCCCGCUUUUGGCGCAAUUGUUGAGCCCAAUUGCGGCCCAUGAUCCAAUUGGCGUUGAAGAAACGAGAGUCAGAGCCGCCAUGUUGCUUUCCAAAGUCUUCCUGCAUCACUUGACCCCAUUGUUGACCCUCCCCGGGUUCUUACCCUUGUGGCUCACGGUUCUGGAUUUGCUCAGGUCGUAUAUGCAUGUAGAUCACAGUGAGCUGCUAUUUGAAGCCAUUCCUGAGUCGCUGAAGAAUAUGUUGCUGGUGAUGUCUUCUACGGGGGUGUUGACGCCAACUUCUAACCUUUGGGAGCCUACUUGGAGGACUAUCAACGGAUUUCUGCCAAACUUGAAGGAAGAACUGUUCCCGGAACCGCCGGUUCCUGAACCAGAAGAGGCCAAGGGUUCAGAAGUGAUUAGUUUAGUGGAACAAGAGCAGCCGAGCUUCAGGAUUGAAGGGUCCAUUGCUGUGCAACCGGAUGGUCAGGAUGGUAAUGAUGUUCCCGUGGGAAUUCCCCUUGUGGUGCCAUCUCUGGGGGAGAGUGAGGGAGUUAACAAGUCACCGAAUAGGAAUUCGGUACUCUUGUCUGCGGAGUAUUAUAGAGCAGUAGGACAGGAUUUUGGAAUUCCAAGUUUAGGAGUUGAGGCUAAGGAACAACAACAGGUUAUUAAUCUGCUUAACCAGCCACCGCCGAGUGUCGCUAGUCCUGUGGCUAUUCAGCCUAUUUCGCAGUCCUUUGAAUUUUACCUACCGAGGGUGGAUGGUAAGGUAGAGAGUGCGUUGGAGGAACAGAAGGAAGAGGGCAGGGUUGAACAGCAGGAUUUGGAGGGGUCUUUUAGUCCUACUCAUCAACUUACGGUGAGUUUUUUAUGA
This is a messenger RNA of Cotesia congregata, 5244 nucleotides long. The record is from the annotation of a GenBank genome assembly. Lineage: Eukaryota; Metazoa; Arthropoda; Insecta; Hymenoptera; Braconidae.